Molecule: messenger RNA, 4627 nt
Organism: Cheilinus undulatus (humphead wrasse)
Lineage: Eukaryota; Metazoa; Chordata; Actinopteri; Labriformes; Labridae
Gene: bin2a
Product: bridging integrator 2a
Exons: 13
Coding region: 276-1706 (476 amino acids)
Biological process (GO): plasma membrane tubulation; phagocytosis, engulfment; podosome assembly
Cellular component (GO): plasma membrane; cytoplasm; phagocytic cup
Molecular function (GO): protein binding; phospholipid binding
Source: RefSeq, a predicted model, not a curated record
AUCAAGACAGAAGUUGCAGACUCAGGGCGGUUGGGACAUAGGCUUGUGGAAUGGCCCUGCGGAGUACAUAAGGCGUGUUCAAUAAAUCUUUUACCCAGGAUACUGCAGACAAUUGGUUCCAAAGUUCAAGGGUAAAAUAUCCAGGAGCAGAGCGCGCAGGGCAGAAGCAGAGGAAGAGGACGAGUGCAGGAGAAGUGUCAAGGUGAUUCAUUGGUGAAAUUAAAAAGAAAUCAGUCACUGGUGUCUACAGUAGAAAACAAAACACAAAACAAAACAUGGCAGAGAACACAAGUCCAAAAAGCAGCUCUGGCGACUUUGCUAAAAAAGUCCAAAGGCAGCUGAGCAGAGGCAAAGAAAAGGUGCUGCAGAGGCUAGGAAAGACUAUAGAAACGAGAGACGACCAAUUUGAACAGUCCCUUCAACACUUUAUGGACCAGCAGACUGAUGGGAACCGAAUAUACAAGGACCUGAGGCACUACAUUAAUGCAGUUAGAGACAUGCGUGAAGCUUCACGAAGGCUUUCCCAGUCUCUGUUUGAUGCUUAUGAACAUGAUUGGGCUGCAGGGGAAGACUUGGGAGCCAUCGUUGAGGGAGAGGACCUCCUGUGGAAUGACUACGAGGUGAAGUUAAUAGACCAGGCCGUCCGCACUAUGGAGUCCUAUGUGAGCCAAUUCCCUGACGUGAAGGAGAAAGUAGCAAAGAGGGGGAGGAAGCUUGUGGACUAUGACUCCUCUCUGCACCACCUGGAGGCGCUGCAGACAGCAAAGAAGAAGGAUGAUGUCAAAAUAAGCAAGGCAGAAGAGGAGAUGAAUGCUGCCAAGAGAGUGUACGAAGGCAUCAACAAUGAGUUAAAAGAUGAGCUACCUCUGCUCUAUGACAGUCGUAUUGGAUGCUACAUUUCAGUCUUCUCUGCUUUAUCAAACCUACGAGACAUCUUCUACAAGGAGAUGAGCACGCUCAACCAGGAUCUGCACAGUGUGAUAAAGGAGCUGCAGGCUCAACAUCCAGACAAAGUGUUUGCUGUGAGGGGAAUGCAACGGUAUGGUUCCCUGAAAAGACGCACUCUGAUGUCUCCUAAAGCCUGGAAAGCCAGUUUCUCUGAGUUCCACAAGAGCUACAGUCCUAGACCUGGACAGAGAUCCAGCUUCAAGUCUCCAGACAAACCUCGCCACAGCUCCCUGUCUAGAGAGAGCAGCACCCUUGCAGUCACCCCGCAGUCACCCAUCCUGGAGAGCCCCUCUAUGUCCAGCGACCUGGAUGUCCAGUCAAGCCAAAGUGAGACCCCGAGUUCUCCCUCACUAGAGGAUGCUGCAGAGGGGGCGCCUGGGAGUGAGCUGAAGUCAGGAGAAGAGAGCAGCCAGGUGGAAGAGGAGAAGGAUGUGAAGAAAGAUGAGUGUGAGCCUCCUGCAGAGUCUGAUGAUAAGGACGAUGGUGAGAAAGCUCCGCCGAGUGACAGCAGCUCUGAACUGAACAACUCCUGUGAUUCAGAGAGUCUGGACAUGCAGCUGUCUGCAGCAGACAUGGGCCCGCUGCACAUCGAGGAGAGAGAGGACAGCCCAGUGCACCUGGAGAGUCCUAAAGCAAACGGACUGGAGAAUGGAGAGGUAUCUGGGUUUGACUCUAACACCAAAGACCUGAACAGUCCUCUCAAGGAUGCUCCUGCAGAAAAACAAGCUCCUCCAAGCAUAAAAAACACUAUGGUUUAAAAAGCAUCUCAACUGAGAUGCAGAGAGGAGAUUGAAGACAGCAGCUGCACAAAAGAGAAAAAUGUUGAGACAGCCGCACUGAAUCCCCCAGCUGUGGCAUCAGGAAAGACGUGCGCUGCAUUGUUAGUUUUUCUAUUUAACUUUUAUUGAAAUCAGUUGUAUAUAUAUAUUGUUGUUCACAGACUGGGUAAAACUUUCUCUUUCAUAUUGUUUAAACACCAACAUUUGUCUUGAUUUUCCUUUCAAAAGCAGACAGCUUUACUACAGGCCUAUUUAGUCCUUUAUGCAUCUGCAGUUUUACCAUUUUGCAAAGGUAGUCAAUCGCCCAGAACCAUGUGUGCCAAGGGGCUUCAAGGUUUGGUUAAUGUAAGUGUGUAUCAAAUAAAUGUCUUAAAGUACUUUUAAUGAUUAAUGGGUGUGUUUUGAAUGUGAAUAAAGGACCAAGAGUGAAUGAAAUAGGUGUAAUUAUCAAGAUAAGUCCAUAGGGAGGACCCAAGACCCUGAUAGCAACAUCCAAGCCCCUAUUAAAGCCCUUAAAUAUCUUUAUUAAGCAUUAUCAUAGUGAGGUUUUCCCUGAAGACAUAUUGAAACAAUGAAUUUUCUGGAUUACUGUGGUAAAAAUGGCAUGCAGUACAUAAAAAUGCAUGAUUUGUGGCAGAAGAAUGGAUAUAACACCAAAAGUGAGCCUAUAUUUUUAUGUUUGUAAGUUACAACUGGCCUAGAGACGUGCUAAAAUAUUUACAUGUGAGUGAGUUAUGAUGCUCUUCUAAGAGGUGAUGUGCAAGUAUGGCUCGUUAUUUAAAUUUCAGAUUCGGGCAUGUUCUGUACAUUGACAGAAAGGUACGAACAGUUUCUGUAAAAAACUCAAGUAAAAACCUUUCAGACUGACAAUCAUGGGGAAAUUUGUAACACACAAAUGACAUAAAAUAUAGUCAUUACUGUUGCUGGUAUGCCGACAGUGAUUUAAUGCAGUCCAAGAGAGUUAGAGUUGAACAUACAACACAAUAGGCUCCACUAAAGAGCAAUAUUCAGCACAAAUGCAGGUAGAUAAUGUACCUAUGAAGCUUAUUCAUGCCGCUUUGUGAGCUGAGCUUUAGCUAGGUUAGCUAUGUAACACUGUUCUCUACAGCUAAGUUAGCUUCAGCAACAUAAGCUUUAGUGAAUGUAGCAACAGCUAAUUUAACUAAGUAGAUAAUGUACCUUACAUAGAUUACAUAGAUUCUUUGUGAGCUUAUCUUUAGCUACAUUAGCUAUGUAACGCUGUUCUCUAUAGUUAAGUUAGCUUAAGCAACAUAAGCUUCAGCAAAUGUAGCUCAAGCUAACUUAGGUACAUAGGUAACCUACCUAUAUAGCUUAUUAUGCCGCUUUGUGAGCUUCACUUUAGCUAUGUUACCUUUGUAGCGCUGUUCUCUAUAGCUAAGUUAGCUUGAGCAAAAUGAGCUUUAGCAAAUGUAGCAAAAGCUAACUUAGCUAAGUAGAUUACUAUCUAUGCCGCUUACAAAGCUGCUUUGUGAGCAAAUCGUUAGCUACGUUAGCUAUGUAACAUUGUUCUCUAUAGCUAAGUUAGCUUAAGCAAUAUGAGCUUUAGCAAAUGUAGCAAAAGCUAACUUAGCUAAGUAGAUAAUGUACCUAUGUAGCUUACUAUACCACUUUGUCAGCUGAUAUUUUGCUGUGUUAGCUAUGUAGUACUGUUCUCUAUAGCUUAGCUUUAGAGAUGUGAACUUUAGCAAAUGUGGCUAAAGCUAACUUUGCUAUGUAGACAACUUAGUUACAUAACUUAAGUACCUGCUUUAUGAGCCUAGCUUUUACUAUGUAAACUAUGUAGCUCCUUAACCAAUAGCUAAGUUAGCUUUAGCAAUGUAGAUAACAUAGCUAUGCAGCUGCUUUGUGAGUUUAGUUUUAGUUAUGUAGCUAAGUUAGCUAAUGGGGCUAUGUAUGCUACAUUUGUUGCAUUAGAAUUUUUUAUAUAAAUCACUAAAACCAUCCCUGCGUCUAUGCCAGUUGUUAGCUAACAUGAAUGCAUUUGUUGGUUUACAUUGUUAUUAAGUUUUCUCACUGACUGUAGUCCUACACUAUGGUCUCUGUUUUAUAUGCUGUGAUGUAUCAAAUUUUCCAGACAAAAUGACUGAAACUCAACAGAAAUUUCAAUUAUUUUUCUUUGUGUGACUUUUUUUUUCUUGUCAAGCAAGUUUGUAUGCAGGAGUUGUGCUUGUAAUUACUUUAAACCUCAUUUUCCACUUUAGUUUUCAUUAAAUAUAAGUAUGUAGCUUCUUUUAAACCCACAAAGUGGUAAAGAUAAACAGCCAUUGUGUGAUUUUUAACCAUAAUCUUUGUACUAUGUUCAUUCUAAUUUGUUUAUUUUUAUUCCAAAUUGAUGAAUAUGCACACCCUCAAGGGCACAAACAUUGGAAAAAAAUGACUUAAUUGGUAUUAAAAUGCACUUAUUUAAAAAUAUUGUGUACACAGCUGUGUUUGCUUGUCUGCCAGUGGAGGUUUGAGAUAUGACGAAAAGUAAGAGCUCUCACUCAGCAUUGAAUUCUCUUCUACUUUCAUUAUGACUAUAGAUUUCAUAAAUGAAAGUGCAAAAAAAUAAAGCUAUUUACAUUGAUUUUGAUUUAAAAAAUGUCUGACGCUCUUCUUCUCUAAAAAAUAUUGAUGCAUAUAAAAUAUGAAAUAUUGUUACAUUCAAUGGCAAAAUGCUGGAAUAGAUAGCUUCCUACUGGUUGGUCUUUACUGGAUUUAUCCAGUGACAGAAAUGUCUUUUUGCAGAUGCUACUAUAAGAAACUCAGCUACAUCACAUAACUCCAUGUUUUGUUACUGUUUGAUUGUGAGAUGUAUAGCUUCACAUUUCUCAUGUUUUGUGUUUUACUGAUAAAAUACAAUGACAAUUAAAUUGUGUCUACACUAAAUGAUAGCUAAA